CGGGGCCGGCAGGUGGGCGGCGGGGCCGGGUCCCCCCGUAGGGGCUGCCUAGGGUAGCUCGCACGACAGCCGCCUCGGUGCUGCCGGUAGCCGAGUCCCCAGGCGCCUGCUCGGGCGCAGUGUCUGGACCGAGGCCGUCAUCAUCGGCGUGCCGUGGAACUGCUCCGGUCCGGCGGGUACGUGCGAUCGCCGGCGGUUCGGUGCCUUUUGUAAUGCUGGGGGGCAAGGCCCGUAACGCCCCUCCGCAGCUGUUGUGCGGGGAGUUAGUGGAUGGCUGAAAGUUGGCUUGACCACUGAGUUGCUGAAAUGUUUUGCUGCUUGAGAGCCGUGAGAAGGUUAUGUCUGGAGAAGAUACUGCUACAAUGCAUUCUUCAGUCAAGAACUUUGUCAGGAGCUGAUGCCAUCAAUGCUCUUAGGCCUUUCUAUUUUGCUGUGCAUCCAGAUUUCUUUGGCCAGCAUCCCAAAGAGAGGGAAGUAAAUGAAAACUCUCUGAAGAGGUUAAAUGGCUACUUGGAAAAUCUACAAAAACCAGGAUUUCACUCAUUUAAGCCAACUCAGCUUACUUUUUAUGUAAGAGAAAGAGAACCAAACUCUUCUAAUGUUCAAGAAUCCUUCAGUGCUUCAGGGUUUCGAGCCGUCAGUUUUACAUUACACACUAGGGAUCUCCUAAGCACAGUAUUAGAUAUUCUCAACUCCUGCAGUUUAUCAACAGAGCAUAUUCAAAGUUUGAAUAUGAGCUCUCAGUCCCACAAGGAAGCAAAAAGCACUGUGAACAGACCUAUCAAAUGGGAUAAGACUUAUUAUUCAUUUACGGGAUUCAAGGAUCCUGAUGAGGAACUAGAACAAGCCCCCAGAGUGGAAACAACUUUAAUAUCCUGGCUAGAUGAUAAUGAAGCAAGUGCAGUAAAAAAGCUGAAAAAGAGUUUGCCACUUAGAAAAGAACUAGAACGUUUAAAAUUUGAUCUCUCUCACCAACUUCAGCUCUCAGAUAUCAGGUGGCAGAGAAGCUGGGGUAUUGCUCAUCGCUGUAGCCAACUACACAGUCUGGGUCGCUUAGUUCAACAGAGACCUGAAGUAUUAAAGAAUGUUAAAGGACGCACGGUGGUGUUUACAGACCGUUCAGGUAUGAGUGCAGCAGGCCACAUAAUGCUGGGGACCAUGGAUGUUCACCAUCACUGGACCAAAAUUUUUGAGAGAUUGCCAAAUUAUUAUAAACUUCAAAAAAGGCUGAUGCUGUUGGAAGAUCGGAUAAGCCAGCUCCUGGGAGGCAUACAAGUAAUAUAUAUUGAAGAACUGCAACCCCUGUUGACUCUAGAAGAGUACUACGAGACUCUGGACUCUUUCUAUAAUAAAUUAUGUGACAGUAGACUGCCUUUUCAUCCUCGCAGUCUGCGAGGCUUGCAGAUGAUUCUGGAAAGUGACAGAUAUUCACCAAGCUUACAUGAAUUUGGGCACUUUAUGAUCCCAACGGUUUGUGAUCCAGCAACUCUUCAAUGGUUUAUUUUUGCCAAAGCACAAGAAGCAAGAGAGAAUCUGAAAAGGAAGGAGAAGAUGAUGAUCACAGAAAAAGAGCUAAUGGAUACUUCCACUGAAAAAUUUUCUUUGGAUCGGCUUUAUAAGGAGCCGGGUGUUUCCAGUGCUCAGAUGAUAGAUUGCUGUAAGAGGCUGCUGGAAGAAUCCCUGCCCUACCUACACGGCAUGCACCUUUGCAUUUCACAUUUCUACUCCGUGCUGCAAGAUGGAGACCUGUGUAUACCUUGGAACUGGAAAAACUGAGCACAUAUCUGGUUAUCAGAUGAAUUGUUUAUUUUCUGUAAGAGGCUAUAAAUAUGAAUGUUUUUAAGAGUAAAUUAUUUAAAUCUGUAUUUUGAUAGCGGUAUUCGACCCACAAGUUUUUGUUCUAACUGCUGCUCUAAGAGUCCUGGAGUCCUAGACAAUUUACACAAUGUGCAGUAUUGCCAGUUCUGGGGAAGACAUCUGUACAUUUUCCAUACUACUGUAGGAGUCUCAGUGUAUGGUAGCAGUUGUGAAACGGCAUUUUUUGUAGUGAAUUAUGAAAAUACAUUAAACUGCAAGUCUGCAAAAUUGUGGAUGUGUAUUUUUUAAUAUACAGCAAUAUUGCCAGACAGAUCAUAUUUAAUAAAGUGUACUACUUAAACCAGACGUUACAUGUUAUCUUAAGGGAUUCAUUGAAUGCAGAAGUGGAGUCCCUAAGUUACCUGGUGGCAAUAUUGACAUUUCAUUUUGCUGCCAAUCACUGAACUAAAAAAAAA
Calypte anna (Anna's hummingbird) is the source of this 2273-nucleotide messenger RNA. RefSeq names its product T cell activation inhibitor, mitochondrial (gene TCAIM). NCBI's taxonomy places the organism in Eukaryota, Metazoa, Chordata, Aves, Apodiformes, Trochilidae. The coding region runs from base 307 to 1776 and encodes 489 amino acids. Gene Ontology annotation, cellular component: mitochondrion. The record is from RefSeq and is a predicted model, not a curated record. The transcript has 11 exons.